UACCUUCUGUAGCCAAGUCAUCCGCCGAAUUUCAAAAAAUUGAUGGAGGAGUAUGUCAACUUUUGCACAGAGCUGUCUAGAAAAAUUAUGCGGGGUAUAGCUCUGGCAUUGGGUGGAUCACCAGUUGAAUUUGAAGGGACAAUAGCCGGUGAUCCAUUUUGGGUGCUGCGUAUAAUUGGCUAUCCUGGUGUCUCCCCUGCAAAUGGCCAAGACAUGCCAAAAAAUGAUAUUGGAUGUGGAGCUCAUACGGAGUUUGGUGUAAGCAUGAGGUGUUCUUAUUUAUACGUGACGAUGACCUCUUGUUCUAUACCAGGUCUGGUGACGUUAGUCAAUCAAGAUGAUGGUAUUACUGCUCUUCAGGUAAAAAACCUUUCUGGAGAGUGGAUAUCAGGACCACCCAUUCCUGGGACAUUUGUUCGCAAUAUCAGUGACAUGCUGAAGAUUCUAUCCAAUGGCCUUUAUGAAUCAACAUUGCAUCGGGUGACUAACAACUCUCCCAUUUAUCGGGUCUGCGUGGCCUACUUUUAUGAGCCAAAUUAUGAUGCUGUAAUAGAGCCAUUGGAUGUAAGCGUAAAACAAACUGGUGGAACCACGAGGUUUGAAGGUGCUGUUUACGGUAAACACUUGGUCAGUAAAGUCCUGACAAAUUUCAUAUACUGAGGAAUAAAUAUAUCUCCCCAUUUUGCCUGUUUCGACUGAAUCUCUCACAUUCACGAAUUUUGGGGAUUUCAUCCGUUAGCCGUUGAAAGGAUGUACAAUAAUAUCUUGUGUUUAUUGGAUUAAGUUGUCGGUUGAU
Coffea arabica (coffee) is the source of this 796-nucleotide messenger RNA. Its product is annotated as homoarginine-6-hydroxylase 2-ODD-C23-like. The record is from RefSeq and is a predicted model, not a curated record. NCBI's taxonomy places the organism in Eukaryota, Viridiplantae, Streptophyta, Magnoliopsida, Gentianales, Rubiaceae.